CCUGUAUUGAAGCCCAAGAAUACGACGCAAUCAAUGUCCAAAGACGAUAUGGAGGUGGAUGAGCCCGCUUCAGCUUCGAGCAAUGCCAUGUCAAUGCUCAUGCCGAGCGCGAAGGGGAAAGCGAAGGAAGCCGCUAAUGGGUCUGGAGAUGGGGUGCUGACUGAGAAAGAAUUGAGGGAGAUGAACACGAGGGAUGGGUUGCCAUGGGUCGAGAAGUAUCGUCCGAAUACCCUUGACGAGGUGGUCGCUCACCAAGACAUCACCGCAACUCUGGAAAAGUUUAUCGAGGCUGGAAGACUGCCCCACUUGCUAUUGUACGGACCUCCAGGAACUGGAAAAACAUCCACCGUCCUGGCUCUCGCUCGCAGGCUAUACGGACCUCCAUUUCGUAAACACGUUCUCGAGCUCAAUGCUUCGGACGAUCGAGGUAUCGAUGUGGUCAGAGAUCAGAUCAAGAGCUUUGCCAUGACCAAGGUGUUAUUCUCAAAAGGUUUCAAGCUGGUUAUUUUGGACGAAGCGGAUAUGAUGACUCAAGCGGCUCAGUCAGCCCUGCGCCGAGUGAUCGAGAUGCACACUAAAAAUGUGCGAUUCUGUAUCCUUUGCAACUAUGUCAACAAGAUCGCACCGGCUAUUCAGUCGCGAUGUACGAGAUUCCGAUUCUCUCCCUUACCUGAAAAAGAGGUCCAGCGGAAAGUCGACGAGGUAGUGCAAAAGGAAGGGGUGAAUAUCACAGAAGACGGUCGAGCUGCGCUUUUGAAGCUGUCCCGAGGGGAUAUGCGUCGAGCACUGAAUGUUUUACAGGCAUGCCACGCAGCUUAUGAUAGGAUCGACGAGUCCGCGGUGUACAAUUGUACAGGGAAUCCAGAUCCGAAAGACAUAGAACGCGUCGUUCAGAGCAUGAUGUCUGACGAGUUUGGGACGAGCUUUAAUCUGAUUACUGCUCUGAAAACGGAGAAGGGCCUAGCGUUGCAAGAUCUCAUCACGGGAGCAUAUGAUUUCCUGCAAACGGUGGAUCUGCCGACGCAGAGUCGUGUGUACCUGCUUGAUCAUCUGGGAUCAUGCGAACAUCGACUGUCGGUUGGCGGCUCGGAGAAGAUGCAGCUUACUGCCCUGCUUGGGGCGUUCAAAAUUGCUAUUGAACUCUCACAGAAGCAGACAAAUGGGAAACGCUGAGAUGAGGACAACUGGACUGUAUGUAUUAUAUUCGGCAGAUUUGCCAGCAUGGAUG
This is a messenger RNA of Kockovaella imperatae, 1228 nucleotides long. Its product is annotated as P-loop containing nucleoside triphosphate hydrolase protein. The record is from RefSeq and is a predicted model, not a curated record. Gene Ontology annotation, molecular function: DNA clamp loader activity; ATP hydrolysis activity; DNA binding. The transcript has 10 exons. NCBI's taxonomy places the organism in Eukaryota, Fungi, Basidiomycota, Tremellomycetes, Tremellales, Cuniculitremaceae. Gene Ontology annotation, biological process: DNA repair; DNA-templated DNA replication. Bases 34 to 1173 code for a protein of 379 amino acids. Gene Ontology annotation, cellular component: Elg1 RFC-like complex; Ctf18 RFC-like complex; DNA replication factor C complex.